AUGAUGAACCCCUCCUUCCAGCCACCGAGCCCAAUCCCACCGCGAACCAGCUCCGCUGGCGCCGCAAAUGGACCUGCGAGCCCCCCUCACCGACAGAGAAGGUCGGUCGCAGAGGGCGAAGCGUCGGCCGGGCUGCCGCCUAAAUCGAAGCACCGACGAAACAAGUCCAGCGUCGACGGGACAAAAUACAAGGAUGGGACCUGGUCGUCGACGAAUGAGAAAAUCCUCAUGGGCCCCUAUGACUAUAUGCACCAGCAUCCGGGCAAAGAUGUGCGCCGCCAGCUGAUCCAGGCAUUCAACGCCUGGCUCCAGGUCCCGCCGGAGAGUUUGGCGGUGAUCGAGAAGGUGGUGACGAUGCUGCAUACGGCAUCCCUGCUAAUCGACGACGUCGAAGACAACUCCGUCCUGCGUCGCGGGGUCCCUGUCGCCCACAACAUCUUCGGCACCGCACAGACAAUCAACUCUGCCAACUACGUCUACUUCCUCGCCUUGCAAGAAAUCCAACAACUGCGCAAUCCUGCCGCAAUCGACAUCUACGUCAAAGAGCUGCUGAACCUGCACCGCGGCCAAGGCAUGGACCUCUUCUGGCGGGACACCCUCACCUGCCCCACAGAGGAUGAGUACCUCGAGAUGGUGGGCAACAAGACGGGCGGGCUCUUCCGACUCGCCGUGAAACUGAUGCAGGCUGAGAGCGCGACGGGCAAGGACUGUGUGGCGCUCGUGAAUGUCAUGGGCCUGAUCUUCCAGAUCUGCGACGACUACUUGAACCUGUCGAAUACCACCUACACGCGCAAUAAGGGUCUAUGCGAGGACUUGACGGAGGGCAAGUUCUCGUACCCGAUCAUCCACAGCAUCCGCUCCAACCCGACCAGCCACCAGCUGCUCAGCAUCUUGCAGCAGAAGACGCAGGACGAGGAGGUGAAGCGCUAUGCGGUGCAGUAUAUGCAGAGCACCGGCAGUUUUGCGCAUACGCGCCAGGUGGUGAGGGAGCUGCAUGAGCGGGCGUUGUCGUUGAUCGAGAUGAUCGACACAACGCCCCGCAUUAACGGUUCUGGUGAUGGGGCGAUGGUGCGUGCGGUGUUGAAUAAGAUUGUGGAGUCCACGCUAUCGGAUGAGGCUACCUAA
Penicillium canariense is the source of this 1125-nucleotide messenger RNA. RefSeq names its product FPP/GGPP synthase family protein. Gene Ontology annotation, molecular function: prenyltransferase activity. Lineage: Eukaryota; Fungi; Ascomycota; Eurotiomycetes; Eurotiales; Aspergillaceae. The record is from RefSeq and is a predicted model, not a curated record. The transcript has 2 exons. Gene Ontology annotation, biological process: isoprenoid biosynthetic process. Bases 1 to 1125 code for a protein of 374 amino acids.